Molecule: messenger RNA, 756 nt
Organism: Prorocentrum cordatum
Lineage: Eukaryota; Dinophyceae; Prorocentrales; Prorocentraceae
Source: the annotation of a GenBank genome assembly
AUGCUGUCCUGCUGCUCGCUGUGGCGCUGCUGGAGUCCGUGCUGCUCGUGGGAGGUCCUGCUGGAGCUCGUGCUGCUCACGACUGUGCUGCUGGAGUCCGCCCUGCUGUCCACGAUGGUGCUACUGGAGUCCGUCGUGCUGCACCCGAUGUUGCUGAGGUCUGUCGUGUCGCUCGCCAUGGCACUUCUAGGCUCCGUCGUGCUGCUCAUCGAGGUGAUACCGCUGUCCGUCGUGCCGCCAACAAUGGUUCUGCUGGAGCCCGUCGUGCUGGCUCCAGUGGUGCUGCUAGCGUACGCCCCGCCGCUCCUGGAGGGCUGCUGGAGUCCGUGCUGCUCACGGUGGUGCUGCUGGGGUCCGUGGUGCUGCUCACGGAGGUACUGCUGGACUCCGUUGAGCUGCUCAGAGGUAAUGCCGAGACCCGUCGUUGGUGCUGCUGGUGGCCCUUGUGCUGCCCCUGGAGGUGCUGCAAAUGUCCGUCCUGCUGCUCGAGGCGGUGCUGCUGGAGUCCGUGCUGCUCACGGUGGUACUGCUGGAAUCUGUCGUACUGCUCACGACGGUACUGCUGGAGGCCGGAGUGUGGCUCGCGAUGGUGCUGCUGGGCUCCGUCGUGCUGCUCAAAAUGGUGUUGCCCGAGGCCCGCGCGCUGCUCCGCUGGUGCUGCCAGAGCCUGUCCCGCUGCGCACGGUGGUGCUGCGGAGGGUCGUGCCGUUCACAGUGGAUCCGCGUCCUACCAAUGACAGUCGACCUCUGCAGUAA